Aspergillus aculeatinus CBS 121060 is the source of this 2930-nucleotide messenger RNA. Its product is annotated as ApbA-domain-containing protein. Gene Ontology annotation, cellular component: cytoplasm. The coding region runs from base 324 to 2582 and encodes 752 amino acids. Gene Ontology annotation, molecular function: oxidoreductase activity. The record is from RefSeq and is a predicted model, not a curated record. The transcript has 4 exons. NCBI's taxonomy places the organism in Eukaryota, Fungi, Ascomycota, Eurotiomycetes, Eurotiales, Aspergillaceae.
GUUCGGUGGCAGCCUACGUCAAUCGCGCAUCCCAGCCGUGAUCUUUGGCGACUUUGGUCCGGCUCGCAGUUAGGCGAUAACUCACGGUUCCCUUUUUUUUCCACCAUCUCGGCUGGUGGGAACGCUUCUUUCCAAUUUUGAUCGGUAACCAUGGCUCCUCCACCGCGCCUGCGCGUUUUGUCAGGUUAGUCUCUCAGUCUUCGCCGGUAUCAGAUUCGGCCAGGACGGACGGUUUCCCUCCGUCUUGUGCUCCGGAUCAGCCUCACGCUGCCACCCCCUUCAAUGAUUUCUCUUCUCCAACUGCUUCGAUCGCCAAUCUCAAUAUGGGUCGUCGUCUAACACGAGUCUGUGUAGUCGGCAGCAACGCUAUCUCAGCUUUUCUUUCCUGGAGGCUCCAGGCGUCCACCUCCUGCGACGUAACGCUAGUCUGGAAAUCGGGGUUUGAGGCGGUUUCGCAAUACGGAGUGUCUUUCAAGUCGAAAGCAUUCGGCAAUGAGAGAUUCAAACCUCGUCACGUGGUACGUUCACCGGAAGAGGCGGCAUCACGAGAGAAUGCAUAUGACUAUGUUAUUCUUUGCGUGAAGGCCUUGCCCGAUGUCUACGACCUGGCAGCAGUCAUUGAAUCCGUGGUUACCCCUCAACAUACCUGCAUUCUGCUCAAUACCACCAACACCCUUGGCGUCGAAUCACACCUUGAACAACGAUUCCCCACGAAUGUAGUCCUCUCGCUCGUUUCUGGUGUGGAGAUCUCGCAGAUUGGGCCCAGCGAGUUUGAGCAUUUGAACUCAUCGAAUAUCUGGGUCGGGGCUACCAACAACAAUUCGACCCUUCCAUCGGCUAUGCAAACCGACAUGGCGGCCGCCUUGGCGAUGACCUUGAGCUCCGGUCAAGUGGACUGCAAAGUGUCGAACAACAUCAGACAAGAGCAAUUCGAGCGUAUCAUAGGGCCUAUUGCGUUUUACCCAACAAGCGUCAUGUUUGACAACGGAAACAUAACAGAACUCCUGCAGAAGGUCGGAGUACGGCAAUUGGUUACCGAUGUGAUUGACGAGCUCAUUGGUUUGGCCAAAGCGCAUGGCUGCUCUUUUCCAAGCGACUUUCCUCAGAAGACAAUGGAUGCGAUGGCCGCGUCUCAGCCUCCCAACACUAUGUAUCAGGAUUUCCAGGCUCGUCGUCCUAUGGAGAUCGAGACGUACCUCGGAUCCCCAAUCAAGCUGGCAACAGAACUCAAUAUCCGCCUGCCCCGUAUCGAAACCAUCUACGCUAUUUUGCACCACGUUAAUACCACUAAUCUAAGCAAACCUCGCGAAUCGCCUACCCCGUCUGUCCAAGCUCCGCCACCCCAACCCACCCGGAUGUCCUCAGCUCCCCCACCGAGGAAUGGUCCUCCCAUGCGCCCGCCUCCUGGAAGGUCAAGCUCUGCAAUGAUGAUGCCCCCUCCUAGACGUGGACCACCCAUGCCCGGAAUGUCACGACCCCCAAGCACACAACCUCCGCCUCCUUCUGCCAGAAUGCCUCCUCGUGAGCCGUCUCUGGAGGGACUGGAGGAAUUCAGCCACCUAGUUGUCUAUGAUGACGCUGGUGAAGCUGGGCCUCCUCACAGGAACCUUAACGGUUAUCCCGACGUCCCUCCUGGUCCUGCCCACUCGCAGUCGACUGCUGACCUGUCCUUGAGAGAACGAGAGUUGGCUUUGCGGCAGCGCGAGUUGCAGCUUCGGGAACAAGAAAUGAGCAUGAGGCGGGGACCGCCCCGCAGGAAUGCCCCCUCUAGGGCCACUUUCGAUGAGGAAGACGAGGAUGAUUAUUUCGAUCCCAUGGAUACCAGUCUGGUCCCAAACAUCGACCCGGACAAUGUGGAUAUGCUGAGCAUCACGUCGCGAAGGGCCAAGAAAUUUCCGAGUGCCAGCCAAAUACGCAAGAACCCUGAGCUUCUGUCCAAUGGCGGCGGCGGCGGUCGGUCGGGUACAUUCAGCCGCUACUUUGGGGGAGGAAGAAAACGUACCAGUGACCGCAUCAUGCAGGAAAUUCCGGGACUCCAUGAUUCCCUCUUGGAUAACCCCAUGAUGGCUUACUCGUCAAACCGAUACGGCGCUGUUGAUAGAAACCAGAUGGCUGCAGGUUCACGUACCAACUCCAUGACCACGAGUCGCAUGGGCGACUAUCCCCCGCACCCCUACCCACACAGUAGGAGAAACAGCCAUUCGCCAGCGACUCCUUACGGCGGCCCGCCUGGUCCUCGCAUGGGCCGUCCGGCCACUGCUCAGGAUCAACACUUUGGCCCUCCUCAUGGGGCCCCGAACGGCGGUCAUCCGUCUCCUCCGGGACACAUGCGGGCACCUGUUCCCAGGUAUCCCCCAGGCCAUGGUAAUGCGGUAGGCCCGCAACAAGUUGAGCAACAAAUUGGGGUGAGCAAUUCGUAUCCCACCAAGGGCACCCCAAAGGAUAGAAGUCUGACUGGAAGUGCGAGCGCCAGCGCGGGGAGUGGUGAUAGCGGCGCCAGUGCGAACCUCGAUUCCGAGAAUUCAGCCCACAGCAGCCAGAUCAGCCUCGGCGCGCAGCAAGCUGCGGCGCCUGUCCGUUGAUAGCCAAGAAACCGUUUCCCCUCCAGCCCUCCCCUCGCCGGCAGCUGAGCACGUUGAACCCUGUUAACUGUGCGCAUGCUUGCCGUGUCCACUAUACUUCCUCUUUCUCCGCCUGUACUGGAUUGCCAUGAAGGGGAAUCCAUCCAGGUUGCUUUUUGCCUCUUAUAAAGGAUAUACUUUUAAUGAGAAGCUCGGCACCAAAAAUAAAGAGGAUUGAACCGCAUCCUGUGUCAUCCUCCGGUUUUGUUCAAUUGUUCACAUAUAUGCAACGGACUUAAGGAUCUUCCUGAAUUUCUCAUUUGGUUGAGCGGGCGCUGUUGCGCACGUGUUGCUUGUGGGGGUGACUAU